Messenger RNA from Linum trigynum, 2778 nucleotides. NCBI's taxonomy places the organism in Eukaryota, Viridiplantae, Streptophyta, Magnoliopsida, Malpighiales, Linaceae. The record is from the annotation of a GenBank genome assembly.
ACUAAAGUUCACCCUUCCUUGUCAGAACUAAAAAAAUCUGAAAUCUUCCCAAAACAAAAACAAGAACGAGGAGACCAAUGGACUCAAAAUGGAUUCUUCCACCAGUCAGUUAGGUGCUGGGUUUUUUUCCCAGUCUUUUGAUUAAGAAAAUAUUUACAAACUUGUUGAGUCAUCAUUUAGAUUGCUUAAGAUGAGUGGUGCACUAGAUCAUAGCAGUUCAUUAUGGUCUUUUGACGAAGAAAAUAUUUAUAAACUUGCUCAAUAGUUAAGCCUCGAGACUUUGAAAGAUACGAGAUGCAUUUUUUGAAGAAUGAGUUAUGUUAUUAUGCCGCUUAUGUGGUUCAUAGUUAGGAAUAUGAAGUUUCUUCCCUUGAAAAAUUACUAGAGAAGUUGUGGAAACAGGGAUGGACACACAAUACAAAUUGAUUUGCCGGUUGAUACAGCUAGUGCUGACGUUGCCCGUUUCAACGACUACAAUGAAGAGAAAAUUUUCAGCAAUCAAACGUGUGAAAAGUAAUUUGCGCAACAAAAUGAGCGAUGAAUUUCUCGUCGAUUGCUUAAUUAUUUUCUUUGAUAGAGUGUAUGUUAUUGGUAUAGAUGAAGAUUCUAUUAUCAAUGGAUUUGCCAAAUUGAUUCAGGCCUAAUUGUACACUUUUUACCCCUGAUUAUCUUUAACGUUUGUUGCAAUUGAACUCCACAACGGUUGGUUUUACCCGAGGUUGCUUGUAUUUUAGUGUGUUUCAUAUCCUAACAGGUAAAACCAAACCCGGAGUCAAAAUUUGGGAGAAAAGGAGCAAAGACCGGGCAAAGAGGUGGAGAUAGCCGCAGUUCUCGACCAGAUGUUGGAGUUCACGGUCUUACUGGACCGUGAAUUGGAGCCAUAACCCGUGAAGUGAGGAGAAAACAAAGGGGGUUUUCAAAUUAAUGGCUCCCAGGCAGUUCACGGUCACUAAGACCGUGAACGGUGGCCACCGACCGUGAACCCAAACAAUUGAUGCGGUGCGUUUGGGUCGCGGUACAAAGUUCACGGCCAAUUUCAAUGUUCAUGGCCGUGAACUCAGCGCGAUCUCCCACAUAAUAGGAAAGCUGAAAGAAAGAAGAAAGGGGAGAGACUUAGAGUGAGAAAACUUCUCCUUCUUCAGAUUUUAGAUUGAUAAAGUGACGAACCAAAGAAGAGGAAAAGCUAGGGUUUGAUCUCCAAGCAAGGAUUUGGGGUUUUCUUCAGCACAAAGAGCAAGGCUUGCCUCUUCAUGAUGGUUUUCCUUUCCCUCUUUUGUGUUUUUCCUUAUGCUAGCAUGGAGUAGUCCCUUAUUUCACUUGGGUGUUUGUAAACCUAGCUACAAUUAUGUGAAUGCUUGUAUGAAUUGAAUGAUUUGUGUGUGGAUGUGUUUUAAUGUGAAUGUGGAGUUAUUAUUCAGAAAUGAUUGUGUUUUGUGAAAGCCUAUCAAUCUAAUUCCAUUCUAACCUAGUUUAGAGAGAACCUUCCUUAACUUAAGAGGCUCUUCUAGAGAUGGGUUUCCUUGGGAAUUUUAUGCCUCCUAGUCUAGGUUAGUUAAAGGGCAAACCUCCUAAUUCGUAUUAAACACUUAGGGUUUGGUUGUGGGUGGCCAUCUGAUAGACCGUCAUUUACACAUGUUUUUACCCCCAUUCUUACACCGUUUGAGGUGUUGAUUCUCGUGUUUUAGGCCGAUUUCACGCUAGGUUGUGCUUGUUUGUGAUGUUUCAGGUCCUAGUACGUGAAUGAAGGCUUAGGAGCGAGUCUGGGGUCGAUUGGACGAAGAACGGACGAAUGGCGAGGUUUUUGGGGAGCUGCACGGGCAGACCAGGGAGGCUGCACGGCCGUGCACGGUUGCAAGCUGGCCGUGCGCCUCAUGCCGCGGAGAUGCACGGGCAGGCCCUGAAGAUUGCACGGCCGUGCACCUGGCCGUGCAAGAAGCCUGAGUUCGACUUAAGGGAUACGCUGCGUUUCAUGGUGCACGGCCAGAAUGGUGAGGUGCACGGCCGUGCACCCUGGCCGUGCAACUCGGGAAACCCGGUUUUAAAGCCUAAUCCGAGCCAGAAGUGAGAGAACAGAGUUUUCAGAGCAAAAACAGAGCCCUAGAGAGAGAAAGUACGAAGAACACAUCCUAGAAGCUGUCUUAGAGCUGGAUUUCAUCGAAUCGAGCCUGGAGAUUGUCAUAGGAGUGAAAAUCAUCGUCCCGGAGCAGAUUAUCCUCAUCGUUAUGAGUAUGACUAAUCCGAUUCUUGUUUUCUCUUCUCUCUCUAUGGAGUAGAACCCUUCUCUCACUUGGGGAUGAAGAACCCUAGUUCUAUGUGUUAGGGAUUGAUUGUAAUGACUUGGGAUGAUAUUACUGUUUGGUUUUAAUCGAUUGAGACAUGCUUUAUUGAGUCAAUUGAAUCCUGAUCAAAUUCUCUUGAUUUCUGCUUUAACCUAUGAUAGAUAGAAUCUGAUUAGGUUAAGAGAGCUUCCUUGAUUGAUAGUGGUGAAUUGGUUGUGCGAGAGUCAAUCAAUUUACUGCUUUGUACUGGAAUCUAAUUCCAGUAGUGAAUUUCUGUUCUUACUGCUUCAGCUUUCUAUCCCGGUGAAGACUAGUCGUCUGCCGGGUAGUUAGACUGAGAGGGCUUGGUCAGCUUAAGAGAUUCCAAGCUACUGCCGGAUCUUCCGCAGUCUAAUCAACAGUAAAUCAACCCAGGGAAUUGCAAUUGAACCUAACUAAGGAGCUAGGGGGAUUCAUUCCCGAGUGACUCUUUCCUGCUUAAGAAAACCGAAUAAUUUCC